Messenger RNA from Monopterus albus (swamp eel), 655 nucleotides. It is a transcript of the gene tex261, whose product is annotated as testis expressed 261. Gene Ontology annotation, biological process: endoplasmic reticulum to Golgi vesicle-mediated transport. NCBI's taxonomy places the organism in Eukaryota, Metazoa, Chordata, Actinopteri, Synbranchiformes, Synbranchidae. The transcript is spliced from 6 exons. Gene Ontology annotation, cellular component: COPII-coated ER to Golgi transport vesicle; endoplasmic reticulum membrane; Golgi membrane. The coding region runs from base 104 to 655 and encodes 183 amino acids. The record is from RefSeq and is a predicted model, not a curated record. Gene Ontology annotation, molecular function: COPII receptor activity.
CUGUACUGAAAACACGGUGGACGGUCGGUGCUAGUUGACAGUCAGCUCAGCUAGCCAUUUUCUGUAUUAUUUUCACAAUAUUGUGUGUUUCAUAUGCAGAGAAAUGUGGUUUAUUUAUUUACUGAGCUGGCUGUCGUUGGUGAUCCAGAUAUCCUUCGUCACUUUAGCAAUAGCUGCUGGCCUGUACUACUUGGCAGAACUAAUAGAAGAAUACACAGUAGCCACCAGUCGAAUAAUAAAGUACAUGAUACUGUUCUCCACAGGUGUACUGGCAGGUCUCUAUGUUUUUGAAGGCUUCCCAGCAUUGAUGGUGGGAGUUGGCCUAUUCACCAACCUGGUGUACUUUGGCCUCCUGCAGACCUUCCCCUACAUACUGCUGAGCUCCCCGAACUUCAUCCUCUCCUGUGUGUUAGUGGUGGCAAACCAUUACAUGGCCUUCCAGUACUUUGCAUCAGAGUAUUAUCCAUUCUCAGAGGUGCUGGCGUACUUCACCAUCUGCCUGUGGGUGAUUCCCUUCGCCUUCUUUGUGUCACUGUCAGCAGGGGAAAACGUGCUUCCAUCCACCAUGCAGCAAGGAGGAGGCAGUGCUUCCCAGCCGACAGAAAAUGUACUGAGGAGCUUGGACUCGGCACAGCCUCAAGGAUCAGACAUGUGA